AUGAGAAUGAGAACAGGACCAGAACAGGACGUAAUAUACAUGUUUUAUGCAAAGCUGAGAAAGAUCAAUAAUUUAGGAGGCAGCUGGCAGGGCAUAUGGGGGCAUAAGGUGCGGACUUGUACACCCCCAACACGUAAUAGCAGCGGGCGGGCCACCGCGCUGGGCAAUCGCCACCAACAGGGUGGCAACCACCCCGGCGUGGGGGCCUAUCCCGGAAGCUGUUUCCGUCAAAAU
Iphiclides podalirius (scarce swallowtail) is the source of this 234-nucleotide messenger RNA. NCBI's taxonomy places the organism in Eukaryota, Metazoa, Arthropoda, Insecta, Lepidoptera, Papilionidae. The record is from the annotation of a GenBank genome assembly.